AUGCCGCCCGUCGACCCGGCCUCGCUCACCAUCUCGUCCCUCCUCGCCGAGCACCACAACGACCCGCACCGCGCCCUCGCGACCCUCGUGUCGCGCUUCAACCGCCUCGCGGCCGACCACACCUCGCUGCGCCAGGACCGCGACGCCGCCCUCCAGGCCUCGGAGCGCGCAGCCCAGGAGAACCACCAGCUGUGGCGCUCGCUCAAGGCCCUCGGCACCGCCGCGAGCCCGAGGCCGUCGGCCCUCCGACAAAACUCGGACCACUCGGCCGGCCAGGGCGUGCGCGGGCUCGGCCUCGAGACGCCGAGCUCGCGAGGGCUGAGGAGGGGCCCGUCGAGCGAGUCCAACUCGGCCAGGCUCGACCUCCCGACCUUGUCGGCCUCGUUCGGCGGCGCCAACGGCGGCGGCGGCGGCGGCGGCGGCAGCAGCAGCAGCGGCGCGACGUCGCAGCACUCGUCGCCGCGCACCGACGCCGACUUUGCCUCGUCGUCGGCCUUCUCGGCGCCGCACGACGGCCCCGCCGGCACGGGCGGCGCGCCUCGCUCAGCCGAGCCGAGCCCGCGCUUUGCGUCGGCGGCCCAGUUCAGCAGCCCGGCCGCCGGGCGCACCAAGGCCGCGACGCCGCCGCCGUCGCACGGCUCGCCGAGGGCGCACGACGCGCUCGCGGCGUCGGGCCUGCGCAAGGCGAGCUCGCUCGACCUCGGGCGCGGCGGCGGCGGGCCGGACGCCGAUCCGGCGUCAGCGGCGGCGGGAGCAGCGGGUUUGACGGCGGCGGCGCCGGCGAGCCCGGGCGGCGAGGGGCUGCGGAUGCCGCACGACGAGCAGCUGUCGCCGAGGACGCCGCCGCAGGGCGACAAGGCGUUCGACCCGCGCCGCAGGAGAUCGAGCCCGAGGAUGAUGACGGGCAGCUCGAGCAUGCCCAUGCUGUCGGACCCGGCCAUGGACCGCCGCCUCUUGCCGUCGAUCCAGCCCGUCAGCCCCUUCUUUGUCGGCGGCGGCGGUGGCGGCGACGACAGCGGGUCCCGCAGCGCCUCGUCACGCGACCCCAACUCGGCCUCGUCGUCUGCCGGCGAGCACCUCCAGCAGCAGCUGCACCACCACCCGGCGUCGAGUCGCACGGCCGAACUCGCGUCGUCGCGCCGCGACCGCACCUUGUCGACCAACUCGUCAAGCUCGCUCGCCAACUCGGCGUUGCCCGACCCGGCCCUGUCGUCGUCGUCGUCGCGCUCGGCGUCGUCGCUCCUGCAGGACUCGGUCUACAGCAUGCGCGAGCGGCGACCGUCGGCCCCGAGCAGCCGCCUCGCGCACGCCGCCCUCGGCCCCCACGACACGGACCUGUCGACGACGACGACGGCGAGCGCGAGCGCCCCGUCGAGCCGGCGUCCAUCGGCGCUCAACUUUGGCGGCGGCGGCGCACAACUCGCGUCGCAGCACCAGCAGCAGCAGCAGCAGCACCAGCAGGCGCCCUUGCCGUCGCCUCAUCCGCCUCGGACGCCGACGGUCCGCCCUGCGGCGCCGCCCGCCCCGCCGAGCCUGAUGCCCGCUCAGCUGGCCCACGCGCGGGUGCGCGUCGCGUCGAGCAACAUCCGCCUGAGCGAACGCGGCAAGGAGGUCGUCUCGUUUGUCGUCGACGUCGAGCUGCCCGCGUCGUCGCCGUCGUCAUCGUCCGCCGAGGCCGCAUCGGUCGACGCCUCGCGAUGGCGCGUCGAGAAGAAGCACGCCGACGUGCUCGCGCUCGACGCCGCCGUGCGGAGCAAGGCGAGUCGGUCCGAGGCCAAGGGCCUCGCGAGCUUGCCGGACAAGAACCUGUUCAAGGACCAUGCGCCGCACAAGAGCGACCAGCGCAAGGCCCUCGUCGAGCGGUACCUCCAGACGCUUGUCGCCAUCCCGUUCAAGGACCGCUCGCCCAUCUGCGCGUUCCUCACCUCGGACGUCGUCGUCGAGUCGCCGACGACGCCCUCCUCGGCCCACGGGUCCAUGGAGGGCUGGUUGACCAAGCGCGGGCGCAACUUUGGUGGGUGGCAGACCCGGUUCUACGUCCUCACGCCGGGCAGCGCGCUCGCCUACUACGACGCUCCCGGCGGCACCAAGCUCGGCGAGAUCCCGCUGCAGUCGGCCGCCAUCGGCCGCCAAUCCUCCUCACGCGCUCAGCCGUCAUCCUCGUCGUCCUCGUCCUCGUCGGCAGCCAACGCCAACGGCUCGGCCGACGCCGACGACGCGUACCUGCACGCGUUCCUGAUCCGCACCCAAAGCGACGAGAAGCACGGCCACCACGAGGCCGACCACAUCCUGUGCGCCGAGAACGACGAGCAGCGCGACCGGUGGGUCCAGGCCUUGACGACGCUCCAGCCUCGAGGCGUCGGCGCGAGCUCGUCGUCGUCGGCCAAGGCGGGCGACAAUGACCGCGAGAGGGCGCUCCCCGACGCUCCCUCGGCGGCGGCCCCGCCCGUCCCGACGGUCGUCUCGACCGAGCCCGACUCGCCUGCGCAGCCGAGCGCGCCCAAGGAGCGACGGCGCUCGGGCUCGGGCCCGCCGUCGAGCACGAGCGCGCUCGUCGAGCACGGCGGCCCGAGCGGCGGCGGGCUCUCGGUCCGGUCGGCGGGCGAGCCGGGCCUCCCGCCGAGCGUGUCGCUCCCGAGCGACCUGCACGCGCUCGCGAGGGGCAUGCCGGCGCUCGAGGGCGGCGCGGGCGCCAAGAAGAUCGCGACCAUCUCGGAGGGCAACGAGGGCGGCGCGCCGGGUUCGAGCUCGUCCGGGUCGGCGACCGCGGCGGCGGCCAGGUCGACGGGCACCAAGCUGCACGCGCCGUCGUCGCGUCGGCCGUCGGGCGACCGCCCGUUGAGCCCGUCGCGCACCGAGUCGCCGAGCUCGUCGGGCGGGCCUCCUCCUCCACCACCACCGGCGCCGCCUCAGCCCUCGGCCUCGUCGGCGACCAAGUACAGCGCGAGCGACGUCUCGGGCCCGAUGAACGCCGUGCCGCUCCCGUCCGGCUACGACUUCAAGAAGGCCGAGCGCCAGAAGAAGACCAAGUCGAGCUUCUGGAACUUUGCGUCGCGCGGCAGCAGCAGCCACAACUCGUCGUCGGCGACGGCGUCGGGCGACCGCAACUCGGCGACGAGCCCUGGCGGGCACGCGCCGCCGGCGAGGCCCGUCUUUGGCGUGCCGUUGCCCGAGGCCGUCGCCAUCUCGCGGAUCCGGCCAGGGCUCGAGCUGCCCGCCAUCGUCUACCGCUGCGUCGAGUACCUCGAGGCCAAGAACGCCGAGCACGAGGAGGGCAUUUUCCGCCUGUCGGGCUCCGCCAACGUGAUCCGCCUCCUCAAGGAGCGCUUCAACGCCGAGGGCGACGUCAACCUGCUGCAGAGCGCCGAGUACUACGACCCGCACGCCGUCGCCGGCCUCCUCAAGCAGUACCUGCGCGAGCUGCCCGACCACUUGCUCACGCGCGAGCUCCACAACGAGUUCCUGCGCGUCAUCGAUCUGCGCGACCGACGCGACCGCGUCAACGCCCUCGGCAAGCUCGUCGCCCGUCUCCCGAUCGAGGAGUACACCCUGUUCCGCUUCUUCUUUGCGCACCUGUGCCUCAUCGCCCAGAACGCCGACACGUCCAAGAUGAACUUGCGCAACCUUGGCAUCGUCUUUGCGCCGACGCUCGCCAUCCCGCAGCCGCUCUUCUCUCUCUUCCUCGUCGAGUUCGACCUUAUCUUCGCCGUCGAGACCGAGACGGGCGCCGCCAAGCCCAUCAUGGUGGGCGAGGAGCCCUCGUCGCUCGACGCAGCGGCGUCGUCGCAGGGCUCGGGCACCAACAAGAGCCCGAGGUCGGGCGGCAACCGCAAUAGCCAGCUCUACGAGGCGUCGGGCGCGGGCGAGCUUGAGCAGAAGCUCGAGAAGCUGCGAGAAAACGACGAGGCGGACGACCUGCCCGCCGACAGCGGUCGACCCGGACCUGACGAGGCCGACCACGCCGGUCCUCCCGCCGGCGAGCAGGGCUCGCUCAACGAGGCGUACGAGCAGCCGCACGGCACUGGUCCGCUCGGCGCACCACUGCGCAGCCCGGGCUUGCCCGUCUCGCCUCGACCAGGCGCGACUUUCUGAGUCCG
Rhodotorula graminis WP1 is the source of this 4097-nucleotide messenger RNA. RefSeq lists its product as uncharacterized. Bases 1 to 4092 code for a protein of 1363 amino acids. The transcript is spliced from 8 exons. NCBI's taxonomy places the organism in Eukaryota, Fungi, Basidiomycota, Microbotryomycetes, Sporidiobolales, Sporidiobolaceae. Gene Ontology annotation, biological process: regulation of GTPase activity; signal transduction. Gene Ontology annotation, molecular function: phosphatidylinositol binding. Gene Ontology annotation, cellular component: cytoplasm. The record is from RefSeq and is a predicted model, not a curated record.